Hypoxylon fragiforme is the source of this 1313-nucleotide messenger RNA. Its product is annotated as Di-copper centre-containing protein. Lineage: Eukaryota; Fungi; Ascomycota; Sordariomycetes; Xylariales; Hypoxylaceae. The record is from RefSeq and is a predicted model, not a curated record. The coding region runs from base 63 to 1313 and encodes 416 amino acids. The transcript is spliced from 6 exons. Gene Ontology annotation, molecular function: oxidoreductase activity.
GACUGAAGUCGCAGGUCCAACUAACAAUCUACCUUUAGCUUAGGUAGACAGACCACUUUAACAUGUGGACGAUCUGGAGUUCUCUCCUGGUGCCCUCCCUCCUUUCUGGAGCGGAGGCUUCGGUGGUGCCACAAAGUAAAUUUAUAUCCAGACUACAAUCGGUAUCUCGCAACCCCAACUACCCCCUCGAUGUUGUCGACAAGUUCGAAGAGGCUACCAUGCCCAAGGUCGAAGCGUAUAUGUCUGAGAGGAUUACUUCGGGUACGAACAACAACUGCACCCUAGAAAACGCAGUCAUACGGCAAGAAUGGAGCGACCUUUCCGAAGAGCAGAGACAAGAGUACGUCGCAGCCGUGACCUGCCUGACGAAGCUGCCGCCGAAAUCCGACAAAGCAAGAUUCCCAGGCGCCAUGAGCCGGUACGACGAUUUCGUCGCCUUCCAUAUGACCCACGCCAUGCAACUCCACGACAAUUACCAUCUAUUUGGCGCCCACAAGUACUACGUAUGGCUGUUUGAGAAAGCCCUGCGCGAAGAGUGCGGGUAUACCGGCUACCAGCCUUACAUGAACUACGAUCGCUACUCGCAGGACCCAUACAACUCCCCGCUACUCAACGGAAACGCUUCCAGUCUGGGCGGCAACGGCGAACUAGAGCCUACAUAUAAGGGCGUUCCCCAGCCUGGACGAACUCCCAACAUCAUCGCGUCGGGCGGUGGUGGCGGCUGCGUCACCUCAGGGCCGUUCUCAGACAUGGUAGUAAGCCUCGGCCCAACCUCCAUGUCCAUGGGCAGCAACCUCCCUAAGAACCCCAAAGCCGACGGCACCGGCCCCAACCCGCGCUGCCUGCGCCGCGACGUCAACAAGAACGCGUUUAUGGGCGCCACGGCGGACCGCGCUUUCAGCCUGCUCAAUGAUAAUGCGGAGAUGGACGGCUUCUAUAACCAGUUGCUGGGGACGCCGCCGCCGAGGAAUGACCCGUAUCCUUGGGGUAUCCACACAGCCGGCCACUACGUCGCAGCCGUGGACCCGGGCGGCGACCCCAACACCUCUCCGGGGGACCCGCUCUUCUACUUCCACCACACCGCGCUCGACCGCCUGUGGUGGAUCUGGCAGAUGCAGGACCCGGGCAUGCGCCUCAACGCCAUCCCCUUCGUCAACGGCUCCAUGACCAUGCCGGGCCACGGCAAGCGGCAGUCGAAGGACCCCAACGAUGUGAUUGUGGAUCUGGAGUGGCUGGGCCCGCCGGUCAAGUUGAUGGAGACGCAUGAUCAGUUGGGGGGGAAUGGGGGGCUGUUUUGCUAUGUGUAUGUUUAG